Closterium sp. Naga37s-1 is the source of this 909-nucleotide messenger RNA. NCBI's taxonomy places the organism in Eukaryota, Viridiplantae, Streptophyta, Zygnematophyceae, Desmidiales, Closteriaceae. The record is from the annotation of a GenBank genome assembly.
AUGCACCGACGUGUCCUUGUCUCUGGUCUUCCCAGGGUUCUCCCUCCCCUCCCACCCUCGCCUGCUCCUCCCUGUCUUCCUUGUGUCGAGGGGAAGCAGCGCGCCGCUCCUCACUCCUCCUCGUUUCCCUCGACGACUGCUCCCCUGCAGACUCUCCACAUGGACAUGUGGGGCCCAGCCCGCGUCCGUGGACAGGACCGCGAGCGGUACUUUUUGCUUGUCGUAGACGACUACACGCGUUACACCACGGUCUUCCCCUUGCGCACCAAGGGUGAAGUCCCUGAUGUUUUGAUCCCUUGGAUCCGCGCUGCCCGUCUCCAGCUCCGCGAGCGGUUCGAGACGGACUUUCCCAUCCUGCGUCUGCACUCUGACAGAGGUGGGGAGUUUGCCUCGGACUUUCUGCGGGACUUUUGUCGUGGGGAGGGCAUUCGCCAGACGUUCACGCUCCCGGCCUCACCGCAGCAGAAUGGGAUUGCUGAGCGCCGCAUUGGCUUAGUCAUGGAGGUAGCUCGUACCUCCAUGGUCCAUGCGGCUGCCCCCCAUUUUCUGUGGCCGUUUGCGGUCCGAUACGCUGUGCAUCAGCUCAACCUCUGGCCCCGUGUCUCCUUGCCGGAGACCUCGCCCACACUGCGUUGGACGGGGAAGGUUGGCGAUGCGUCAGUGUUUCGGGUCUGGGGUUCUCGUGCCUUUGUCCGCGAUACCACCGCAGACAGGCUCUCCGCCCGUGCUAUUCCCUGCGUCUUCCUUGGCUUUGUCCCUGACGCGCCUGGCUGGCAGUUUUACCACCCCACCUCGCGCCGUGUCCUGCCCUCUCAGGAUGUCACGUUCGACGAGUCGGGUCCCUUUUACCGUCCUCCUCCGGUAAACCCCCUCCCCCCUCAGGGUCCUGCUCCCUCAGGUGUGUCUUAG